This is a messenger RNA of Caenorhabditis briggsae, 2697 nucleotides long. The transcript has 6 exons. The record is from RefSeq and is a predicted model, not a curated record. Gene Ontology annotation, molecular function: protein binding. Gene Ontology annotation, cellular component: Prp19 complex; post-mRNA release spliceosomal complex; U2-type catalytic step 2 spliceosome. Bases 1 to 2697 code for a protein of 898 amino acids. Gene Ontology annotation, biological process: generation of catalytic spliceosome for first transesterification step; mRNA splicing, via spliceosome. NCBI's taxonomy places the organism in Eukaryota, Metazoa, Nematoda, Chromadorea, Rhabditida, Rhabditidae.
AUGACAGAUAAAGAAAACAGUGAAUUGGCGAGCGGCUUCGUCGAAGUUACGAAAAAAAUCGCGAAGGCACCGAAUACUGAAAUGCAAGGGAUUGUGAGUGCACCAGAAGAUAUUCCGUUCGAAGAAGACAUCAUUCGAAACUCAACUUCAGUUAACUGUUGGCAAAGAUAUAUUGAUCACAAGAGACAAAAUAAGUCGCCAGCAAAGCAAGUUUUCUUGAUUUAUGAACGGGCUCUCGCAAUCUUCGAAAGAAGCUACAAACUUUGGUAUCACUACCUGAAAUAUCGGGAAAGCACUAUUGUCAACAAAUGUCCUACCGAGAAUUCAUGGAGAUCACUCUGUGAUACUUACGAAAGAUGCCUAAUGCGACUGCAUAAGAUGCCUCGGAUCUGGAUUUGCUACUGCGAAGUAAUGAUAAAACGAGGUUUGAUAACUGAGACUCGACGAGUUUUUGAUAGAGCACUUCGAUCUCUUCCGGUGACUCAGCACAUGAGAAUUUGGCCUAUGUACAUCGACUUUCUGACCAGCCACGAUCUUCCGGAAACAACUAUCCGUGUUUAUAGAAGAUACCUCAAAAUAAAUCCUAAAGCUCGCGAAGAUUACGUUGAAUACUUGAUCGAAAGGGACCAAAUCGACGAAGCCGCAAAGGAGUUGACGACUCUUGUGAACCAAGAUCAAAACGUUUCGGAAAAGGGUCAAACUUCUCAUCAACUCUGGACAAAGCUAUGUACUUUGAUAUCGGAGAACCCUGUCAAAAUUUUUUCAUUAAACGUUGAUGCUAUCAUUCGUCAAGGAAUUUAUCGUUACACCGAUCAAGUGGGAUUCUUGUGGUGCUCGCUGGCUAAUUAUUACAGUAAUAACGCCGAAUUCGAGAAGGCUCGAGAUGUCUAUGAAGAGGCCAUUGCAAAAGUAUCCACCGUUCGUGAUUUCGCACAGGUGUAUGAUGCUUACGCAGCUUUUGAAGAAGGAGAAGUGUCGAUUAUGAUGGGACAGAUAGAACAAAGCGGAGACCAAGAGGGAGAAGUCGAUUUAGAAUGGAUGUUCCAGAGAUAUCAAAAUCUCAUGGAGCGUAAAAAUGAGUUGAUGAACAGUGUUCUUUUGCGACAAAAUCCUCACAAUGUGGGCGAAUGGCUGAAUAGAGUGGAUAUCUACGAAGGAAACUACGAUAAGCAGAUUGAAACAUUCAAAGAAGCAGUGAAGUCAGUGAACCCGAAAAUUCAAGUUGGAAAAGUUCGGGAUCUUUGGAUCGGUUUCGCCAAGCUGUAUGAGAGCAACAACGACCUGGAUGCCGCUCGUAGAACCUUUGAGACGGCAGUAGUUUCACAGUUUGGAGGUGUAAGCGAGUUGGCAAACGUAUGGUGUGCUUAUGCUGAAAUGGAAAUGAAACACAAUCGCCCAAGGGCUGCACUAGCUAUUAUGCAAAGAGCUUGUUCUGUUCCGAGGCCUGGAGAACACGAGAAUAUGCAAUCAGUCCAAGCCAGAGUUCACCGAAGUCCUAUCUUGUGGGCCAUGUAUGCAGACUACGAAGAAUGUUGUGGCACCGUUGAGUCGUGUCGUAAAGUCUAUGACAAAAUGAUAGAACUGCGCGUAGCAUCACCACAAAUGAUAAUGAACUACGCCGUCUUCCUCGAGGAGAAUGAAUAUUUCGAGCUUGCUUUCCAGGCAUACGAGAAGGGGAUUGCAUUGUUCAAAUGGCCAAGUGUCUUCGAUAUUUGGAACACUUAUCUUGUCAAAUUCAUAAAAAGAUAUGGUGGUAAAAAGCUGGAAAGAGCUCGAGAUCUAUUUGAACAGUGCCUCGAGAACUGCCCGCCGACUCAUUCCAAAUGCAUGUUAUUCUUAUUUAUCGGCUUCAAAACAUUCUUAUCAUUUCAGAUAUAUUUCUUCUGUAUGCCAAACUCGAAGAAGAACAUGGACUUGCUCGUCACGCUCUGUCAAUUUACAACAGAGCAACUUCUGGAGUGGACCGUUCUGACAUGCAUUUGGUAUUUUUUAGUUAUGUCUGAAACUUCAACGCAGAUUUUUUUGCAGAUGUAUAAUAUCUACAUCAAAAAGGUUCAAGAAAUGUAUGGAAUUGCUCAGUGUCGUCCUAUUUUCGAGCGCGCAAUUUCGGAACUACCAGAAGACAAAUCUCGAUCAAUGAGCUUGCGCUAUGCACAGUUAGAGACAACUGUCGGAGAAAUCGACCGAGCAAGAGCAAUAUAUGCACACGCAGCAGAAAUCUCGGAUCCAAAGGUUCAUGUUAAAUUUUGGGAUACCUGGAAGAACUUUGAAGUUGCCCACGGAAAUGAAGCUACUGUUCGUGAUAUGCUCCGCGUUCGUCGCUCCGUUGAAGCAUCUUACAAUGUUAACGUCACACUGACAUCCGUGCAGAUGCGUGUGGAUGCUGAACGAAAAGCACAAGAAACGACAAGUGGAUCUGCUAAUCCUAUGGAGUCUCUUGACCAACAAGCACAUGUGUCAUCUGAUGGAGGUACAGUCACACAAUUAUCCAUGAACAAGGGUAAUAUCUCAUUCGUCCGCGGAGCUAGCAAAACAGUUCAACAAGAUACGACUGAAAAUCCCGAUGAGAUUGAUUUGGAUGACGACGAGGAAGAUGAGGACGAAGGAAAGGAAGGAGAGGACAUGGACAUUCAAACUAAGACGGUGCCUGCUCAAAUUUUCGGUUCCUUGAAGCUUGCUGAUGAAAGCGAUGCCUGA